This is a messenger RNA of Recurvomyces mirabilis, 1779 nucleotides long. RefSeq lists its product as uncharacterized. Gene Ontology annotation, molecular function: protein binding. The coding region runs from base 1 to 1779 and encodes 592 amino acids. The transcript is spliced from 2 exons. The record is from RefSeq and is a predicted model, not a curated record. NCBI's taxonomy places the organism in Eukaryota, Fungi, Ascomycota, Dothideomycetes, Mycosphaerellales, Teratosphaeriaceae.
AUGGCAUGCGGCUCAAGCUCAACUCGACUCGACCAAGACGACAGCACCUCCGAAACGCAGAACCCCAUAACAAACGUCCCACAGAAAGCUCGUUGGCCUGGCCUGGUCUUUCAGGCGGAGCCGUCCCUCAUCUCUGAAGAUCAGCUCACAGCGGAGAUCAAAGGCAUAUAUGCUGGUCUUGUGGUGGUCGAGGCUAAGUGCAUUAACAUAGAUGGGGCACAAGCGAGCAACCCGACCGUUUUGAGCAAAGAGCAAUGGCAGGCACUCAUUGCUCUGCACCGCGCGCUUUUGUACGAGCAUCACGACUUUCUGAUGGCGACUCAGCAUCCAUCAGCUACAUCGGGGCCAAAGGAACUUCCGGCCAAAUACAGCAUGCCGGCACGUCUGCGGAAGCACGGUAUCCAUGCCUUCCUCGAGAUCUUGCGGCACCGGCGCCCGGAUUCGCAAGACUAUAUGCUAUCAUUUAUCUAUGUGGCAUACCAGAUGACAUCUCUACUACACGAAACAGUGCCGGUAUUCCUCGAUACGUGGUUUGACUGUUUGGGCGAUCUUGCUAGGUAUCGUACGGCCAUAGAAGAAGAGCGAAAGCCUUAUCUCCAAUGGGGUGCAGUCGCCGCUUCCUGGUAUCUCAAAGCCUCUCCUUCGAAUUUGGCGGAUCACAAUCCCAGAAAGUUGUCUUGGACAUCGUAUGAAUGUCCAACAGAGCAGCCAGGGAUCAAGCAGUGGUACGAAACCGAGGCUGCCGAACUUGCAUUGAUCGAGCGAUCCCUCGAUCGGACGACACAUACGCAAAGACCGCUCGGCGAAGUGAAGAUGAUGCGGCUGAUCAGAGGUCCACAAUCUAGAAAACGCUCCAAGCUUCGGUCGCCUUCAACGAAGAUUUUGAAUAGUGAAGUGCAGCCAUGUGCACACGGAAGCGAUAAGAUAUAUGGUGAAGAUUUCAAAAUCCCAAGGAAUUUCAUGAGGCCUUGGCUGGUAGGUGGAGCAGAUCAGGUGGCGGCGAUCAACCAGAGGUUUCGCUUCCCGACCCCUACGUGGACGCCUUCAUCACUUCCGCGCUUGAUGUACAUGCUUGCUGCCAGGCGUCGAUCGAUGGCCUCGAGAAUCUGCAAAGCUCUCACGAGCGUGAGCACUAGUACGAAUGCAGUCUCGUGCCUUAUGGCAGUAUCGCAAUGUCUACUAAAGGUCUCUGCAAUGCAAGCCGUGCCGGCGGAGCACCGCCCAACAUUUGACGAGCGGUACGGAAAUCCAGGUGGGCUGGACGGCAUUGUUGGAUCCCUACCAUACAUUCUGUUAUUCCUCUUGGCGCUGGCAUUCGAAGCGCUUACCGUUCGCGAAUGGCUGCAUGAGCGAUUCACUCUUUUCAACCUCUUCGAGGCUGUCCUUACUAUUGUGGCCUGGCCUGCUCUCGUACGAACAGGGAACGAAGCCCAGUCCGUGACUCCUUUCCUCCAGGCGACAAUACUGGCGAUCUGGUUCCUCAUGAUUUGUGCGGGUGCCCGUAGCCUCAAAUUCCGCUCCCCUCAAGCAUUUGGCAUCGUCGCCAUUGUCAUUGGGGGCAUGGCAUAUGUGGCCAUCAACCUUCUCGAUACUCCUGAUGCUAGUGAGCAUGGCGCAAAGCGAGUCCGGAUGAUCCAGGCAGUAAAGCUAUACGAGCAUGCACUUGUUUGGCUUAUCACCAUGACGAUCUACGGAAUUUUCAAAAUCUUUAUCUGCUUGAGCAGGCGGAAAAAGACGCGCGCCAAGAGGACUACUCGUUCGCCAAACUUUCCUGUCUAG